Molecule: messenger RNA, 5213 nt
Organism: Oncorhynchus kisutch (coho salmon)
Lineage: Eukaryota; Metazoa; Chordata; Actinopteri; Salmoniformes; Salmonidae
Product: inter-alpha-trypsin inhibitor heavy chain H2-like
Exons: 20
Coding region: 390-3215 (941 amino acids)
Biological process (GO): hyaluronan metabolic process
Molecular function (GO): serine-type endopeptidase inhibitor activity
Source: RefSeq, a predicted model, not a curated record
UUAUUAUGAUCACAUAGAGAGAGGCAACUACUGCUAUAGUAUGCCAGAGUUUAAAUCUGUACAUACCAGCAUUGGAAACCCAGUUCUGAUUGUCUGUGUGUGUUGCAGACUUUAGGCCCUCAUAAAUCAACGAGAAAACCAGCCCAAAACCGAACCUGUACGAUCCCAAAUAUGCUGUGUUUACCCUCCUACACGGCAGGUCAAGUUUCAAAGUUUCCCUCUCCGGGUUACGUGAAACACAACAAAUAUUGACUGGGGCCAAGUGUCUAUCAGCACUCAGUGGAUUUUUAACCCUCAUUUUUGGGAUCUUUCUGCUCCCUCUUGAGUCCCGGCUGAAGGACUAUAUCUGGGAGUGUUAAACCUCAGGCAACACAUACAGGCCUGGAACCAUGAGACGCCUGGCUCUCCUCCUAGGCCUGCUGGCCCUACACCAAACCCACUGCUUUGAGUUUGUGGUCGAGGGCGAGUGGGAGACGGAAACGUCAUUAGAUGAACAACAUGGACGAUUUAAGAGGGCAUUAUUGACCAGUGAGGAGCAGGAAGACUUUGAGGCCAUCCGGGGUGAUGACAUCACAGUUAAGAGCUACAAGGUGGAGAGCCGCAUCACGUCGCGGUUCUGCCACACCACGGUCAAGAGCUCUGUGGUCAACUCUGGUCCAAAUGCCCAGAGCAUUGGCUUCAACGUCCAGAUCCCCAAACAAGCCUUCAUCACCAACUUCACCAUGAAUGUGAAUGGGAUCACGUUUGUGGGCUCAGUGAAGGAGAAGACUGUGGCUAGGAACCUCUACGCUCAGGCUAGAGCCAGAGGGAAGGCUGCAGGCCUCGUCAGGGCUAACUCCCAGGACAUGGAGACCUUUAAGACAGAGGUCCACGUGCCUCCCGGCAGUAAGAUAGAGUUUGAGUUGCACUACCAGGAAAUGAUGCAGAGGAAGCUGGGCUUCUAUGAACACUCACUACACCUGCAGCCUGGACGACUGGUGCCUCAGUUCCAGGUGGACGUGUAUAUCUAUGAGCCCAUCGGCAUCGCCUCUGUGGAGACACCCAACACCUUGGGAGAGCAUUUCAGCGGCAUGGCCAAACUCACCUCCUCGAAGGACAAGGCUCACGUGGUGUUCAAGCCCUCGCUCCAGCAGCAGAGGAAGUGCGAGAACUGCACCACCAGCGCUAUCGAUGGCAUCUUUACCGUCAAAUACGACGUCCUGAGAGACAGCAAUGCCGGGGAACUACAUGUUUCUGACGGGCAUUUUGUGCAUUUCUUCGCCCCGGCCAACCUCUCCCCCCUUCCUAAAAACAUUGUAUUCGUCAUUGACGUCAGUGGAUCUAUGUGGGGAGUCAAGAUGAAGCAGACUGUGGAGGCUAUGCAGACCAUAUUGGAUGACCUGACCAUGGAUGACUACUUCAGCAUAGUUGACUUCAACCACAACGUGCGCUGCUGGAGUGAGGAGCUGGUUCCAGGAAGCACCAUACAGGUGGCUGAGGCCAAGAAAUACAUCCAGAACAUCAAACCCAACGGAGGCACCAAUAUCAAUGAGGCAUUGAUGAGGGCGGUGCAGAUGCUGGUGAAGGCGUCCAAUCAGGGCAUGAUUGACCCACGCUCUGUCUCCAUGAUCAUGCUGGUGUCUGAUGGAGACCCCACUGUCGGAGAGAUCAAGCUCAGCGCCAUCCAGAAGAAUGUGAAGAAGGUCAUGAGGGAGGAGUUCUCUCUCUUCUCAUUGGGCAUCGGCUUCGAUGUCGACUACGACUUCCUGGAACGCAUCGCCAUGGAGAAUAGGGGCGUGGCCCAGAGGAUCUACACCAGCCACGACGCCUCAGAUCAGAUACGGCGGUUCUACAGCCAGGUCUCGUCUCCUCUCCUGAGGAAGAUCACAGUUCAGUUCCCAGAGGACUCUGUCUCUGACGUCACACAGAACCACUUUGACAAGUACUUCAGUGGCUCAGAGCUGGUGGUGGCUGGGAAGGUGCUGCCCUCUGAGUCCACUACUCUAAACAGCUUCACCACUGCAUCCGCUGAUCGUCUGGACCUGUCCCUACAGACUGAAGCAGACUACCUGGAGCUAGACGCUGCGCUGGCCCAGCAGCAGCAUGCCUUCACUGGCUUCGCCAGACAGAUGUGGGCCUACAUCACUGUCAACCAGCUACUGGCCGAGAGGUCCAUGGCCCCCACUGCUGGUCAGAAGAGGAAGAUCACACAGAGGAUCCUGACCCUGGCUGUGGAGCACCAGUUUGUCACGCCCCUCACUGCCCUACUGGUGGAGAGUGAGGAGGCCAAGGAGAGGUUGCUCGCUGACUCCCCUAAUGACCCCAAACAGGGCUGCUGUGCAGGAGGAUCUGGUAUGGCUGCUCUCGGAGGAAGGACUCCAGUAAAGAUGGUUCACAGCAUCCCCCCCUGGGUCCAGAUGACCACCCCUGCCCCCCCUAGCCACGCCGAGAGGCCCCUACCAGAUCACAUCACCAUAGUGGAGAACGACCCUCACUUCAUCGUCCACCUGCCUAAAAACAACAUGGACAUCUGCUUCAACAUCGACUCAGAGCCUGGACACAUCCUCAAUCUGGUGUCAGACCCUGGUGCAGGCGUGGUGGUGAAUGGCCAGUUGAUUGGCUCUAAGAGGGUCGGGGUGGAGGAGAAGGAGAAGGUGAACACGUACUUUGGCACCAUAUCAGUGUUCUACCAGCCUGACGGCAUCAGUGUGUCAGUCAGCACCGACCGUAUCGACCUGACUCACGGCAGGAACAACCACUCCUUCACCUGGGGAGCAACGGCCGACAUCACCCAGGACAGGGUGAAGGUUUCCAUAGUGAAGGACUCCAAGGUGAUGGUGACGGUGGAUGACAAGAUCACUGUGAUGGUGCUGCUACAUCGUGUGUGGAAGAAACACCCAACCCACGUGGACUUCCUGGGCCUCUAUAUCCCCAACAACAACCAGUACUCCUCUCAGGCCCACGGCCUUAUAGGUCAGUUUGGCCAGGAGCCAGAGGUGAGGGUGUUUAACCUGCACCAGGGAGCUGACCCUCUGAAGAAGGAGGCCACCAUGGAGGUGAAGGGCAACAAGCUGGUCGUCACCAGGGGCUGGCAGAAGGACUACAGGCGGGAUCAGAAACGUGGAUCUGACGUCUUCUGCUGGUUCAUCCACAACAGUGGCAAAGGCUUCAUCGACGGCCAUUACACCAACUACAUCGUCCCGCGACUCGACAGCUUCCUGCCGCUCCCGCUCUGAGCGACCAAUCGCAAGGCACACAGGGGUACCAUGUAACCCAGGCAGCAAGAGACAGGGCAUAGUUAUAAUGGAUAUCCUCGUCCACAGGUACAGGAGACACACACAUAUGGAGCCAAUUUGACUAGACACAUAUGUGUUAUUACCCGUUUUCAUAUCACAGCUCUGUCCGACAACGCUCUCUCUUUAUGAAACGUUAUAAAAAGCAGUAUCAGUAUGUAUAGCAGUGUGAAUGUUUCAUCAUUUUCAUGAAGACUACGCUGCCAGCUUUACGUACACUUCUUCACCAGAACAUUCCAAUGACUGUUGUAUUUCUCAGACCUCAUCUUACAUGGCAAAAUCGAAUUGUUUUUCAAUCAACCAUUGUAUCAAACAAUUCAUAGGUCAAUUGUGUUGUACUUUAUUCAAUAAGUAAUAUUACAACAUUAAAAUGUAUUUGUAGAGAACCAUUUUAAUAACGAUACAAAAGAAAACUAAAAAGAAAAUGUUUCCCCCCCAUAAUCAUUGCUUGGCUAAGUCAGGAAGUGAUACCUCCAUAGAAAAUGCAUUCUGGGAUAUUUAGAGAAAGUAACUCUGACACAGUAGAGUCUCUCGGCUGAUGGGCCUCAGUGGCAGGGUAGGGGCUCUUGGGUUACGCUGUCAUGUAACAGAAGUCAUGAUAGAUCCGGCUAUUUUAGAGAAAUCCUCAUAGGCAAUCCCGUCCACCCUCCUCCCUUUCAUCCGACCCUGAGGAAGAAAACACACCCUUGUAUGAGAAAAUAAGAACCAUUCAUAUCAUCCCAAAGCAUUUGCUAUACCAAACAUCUAUUCCACCACCAAACGGUAGAAACUGAUGCAUGACGAGAGCCAUUUUGUGCCUGGUCCUUACCGAGUCAAGUGUGAGGGUGGCACUGAACUUUCUCUCGUCUAUGGAGUCCAGUAGGGCCUCUGUGUCUCUGUACACACCGUUCAGAACCAGGACCCGUUUACCUGUGGGACAGAUUUGAUUAUUAGAUUUGGUGAAAUAACAGGUCAGAUUACAGAUACAGUAAAAUAAUGUACAGUUUGCAAAUCAUACAUUUCCUGUGGACAUGUGUGUGUGUGUGUGUGUGUGUGUAACCGUGGCGAGAACUAGGUUACCUGGUGCAGGGAUGACCGUCUCCAGGUGACUCUGGUCUAGUUUCAGUUUGUCCCCUGUGUCAAUCAUCUUCACAACGGCUGUGUAUUUAUCCUGCACCUCCUACAAAACACAACUGUUAGCCUAAAUAGAUAUGAUAUUCUUCUCAAUGGCAGCGUACUGACUAUAAACCUCUUAUAAGCUACUUAGAACACAAAACUGGCCCAAUCAAACAUCUUGGAUAUGAUCAUGCAUGUGUGGAACUAAUGUGUUACCUUGAUGACUCCUUUCUUCUUGUGGUAUUUCUCCCCCAGUCUCUUGGUAACAACUUUGAUUACGAUGCCGGGGUGCAGCCAGUGGUCCGCUCUCACAGACCUCUUCUUCUGCUCCUCCAUCUGAACACAACACAGCUCACAAAGGGUUACAUGUGCACGUGUUUAACACAGAGUUAACUUGACAGUGCCUCAAGUCAGAGCUGAGAGGGAGAACUGGAAACACUACCGUACCUCCAUGAUCUCAUCCAGGGCUGACUUCUUCUUCUUCUCUUUGGCUUCUGAGGUGGAGGGCGCAUCUUUCCUUUUCCCUGAUCCUGCUGCCUUCAGGGCACUGGGACCCAGGGCCACACUAAGGGGAAGAGGUAGACACAGUGUUAAUCAGAGUGAAAUCCCCACAGUCAUUUACUUUUGCUGUUUUGCAUUGCUAUUGAUGACGGUGAGUCAGUCUUACUGAGAUCCAGGUUACUGUACCUGGCUUUAGAUAGGCCAUCCGCAGAGGAACAGGAGCCCUUGGCCAGAUUGAAGGUAACUGAAAUAUAACCAGCGAGAGAUGAGCGGACAAAACGGUGUAAUCUGUAUAAUUUCCGACCAAACGCAUCAUGAGUUACCUAUAAAAAAAUAUUAAAAACA